Messenger RNA from Hippoglossus stenolepis (Pacific halibut), 5632 nucleotides. RefSeq names its product C-terminal binding protein 1 (gene ctbp1). The transcript has 9 exons. NCBI's taxonomy places the organism in Eukaryota, Metazoa, Chordata, Actinopteri, Pleuronectiformes, Pleuronectidae. Gene Ontology annotation, molecular function: NAD binding; transcription corepressor activity; oxidoreductase activity, acting on the CH-OH group of donors, NAD or NADP as acceptor. Bases 663 to 1955 code for a protein of 430 amino acids. The record is from RefSeq and is a predicted model, not a curated record.
UUCUUUACAUUAUGUCACGUGUAGUGACUGGUUUCAAUGCAGCUAUGUAUUUCCUACUUCCUCUCAGCAUGUUUGAGAUUGGAGAAGAUUUAUUAUUUUUUUUAAAAUUUUAGUUCAAUUUGCAUGCAGGGAAUGUUCAAUUUGAACAUUCACAUCUUCAACAUCUCUCAUUGUGAAGAUAACAAGUAAACUUAAUUUUGCCAACAACAGCAAAUGCAAUCUUGGCAGGUACACUCAAGAUUUCUUAGAGAGACAUUAUUUUGGGCUGGAGUAGAGGGUAGAAAAGACAGAUCAGACAUAAUGGUGCACUAAAAUGGAGGGAACAGUCUGGGAGCGUCUCGGGAGACGGGUGAGAGGACAAGGUGAAGGGUCGUGGGGCAGGGAAACGGCCCAGCUGUCUCUUUAAAAAACGACAACAGCCCAAACCGACCUCGGCGUCAGCCUCGGCUAUGCUAAUAAGGUUAGUGCUGGUUGGCUGGCCGUCUGUGGAACUGCAUGUGAUUGGAGGCUGCUCGUGGGGGAGGGGCUGGGCGUGGAUGACAGCUGGGAUCCAGCCAGCCAAGAGCAGGCUGACAGAGAGAGAGGGGUGAAAAAAAGCGGUAGAGGGAGCGCAAGGCGAGAGAGAGAGAGAGAGAGAGGAAGACAGGCUGGCAGACUUCAUAAUGCAAGGUAUCCGACCCCCUAUCCUGAACGGGCCAAUGCACCCGCGGCCCCUGGUAGCCCUGCUGGACGGACGUGACUGCACUGUGGAAAUGCCCAUCCUCAAAGAUGUGGCCACAGUGGCCUUCUGCGAUGCCCAGUCCACACAAGAGAUUCAUGAGAAGGUGCUAAAUGAGGCAGUGGCCGCUCUGCUGUACCAUACCAUCACUCUCUCCAGAGAUGAUUUGGAAAAGUUUAAAGGCCUACGUGUAAUUGUCAGGAUCGGCUCAGGCUUCGACAACGUUGACAUCAAAGCAGCUGCUGAGCUAGGCAUUGCUGUCUGCAACGUGCCAGCUUCCUCAGUGGAGGAGACGGCCGACACUUCACUAUGUCUGAUCCUUAACUUGUACAGGCGAGUCACCUGGAUGCACCAGGCCCUCAGGGAGGGAACCCGUGCCUCUAGUGUGGAGCAGAUCAGGGAGGUGGCUGGUGGAGCUGCUCGUAUCCGGGGAGAGACAUUGGGCAUUAUUGGCUUGGGGCGCGUUGGCCAAGCAGUGGCUCUGCGGGCCAAGGCCUUUGGCUUUGGCGUCAUAUUCUAUGACCCCUACCUGCCUGAUGGCGUGGAGCGUUCACUAGGCCUGCAACGCAUGGCCACCCUGCAGGACCUGCUCAUCCACUCGGACUGUGUAUCUCUGCACUGCAGCCUCAACGAGCACAACCACCACCUCAUUAAUGACUUCACCAUCAAACAGAUGCGUCAGGGAGCCUUCCUGGUGAACACGUCAAGAGGCGGUCUGGUUGACGAGAAAGCACUGACGCAGGCCCUGAAAGAGGGCCGGAUACGAGGGGCCGCUCUGGAUGUCCACGAGACAGAACCCUUCAGUUUUUCAACAGGGCCUCUGAAGGAUGCCCCCAACCUGAUCUGUACCCCGCACACAUCCUGGUACAGCGAGCAGGCCUCUGUGGAGGCUCGCGAGGAGGCAGCCAGGGAAGUUCGGCGCGCCAUCACUGGGCGCAUCCCUGACAGUCUGAAGAACUGUGUGAAUAAGGAAUACCUGAUGGCAGCCUCUCAGUGGCCGAGUAUGGAGGCAGCCACUGUCCACCCAGAGCUUAAUGGAGCCACUUACAGAUUUCCUCCAGGUCUGAUCAAUGUUGCAGCAGCAGGGGGUCUCCCUGGAGCUGGCACAGGGGUCGAAAGCCUGGUUUCAGGAACCCUGCCGCAUGGCAUCGCCCCUGUUUCUCACCCUCCUCAUGCCCCCUCCCCGGGGCAGCCUACCAAGGCCGAAGCCGACAGAGACAUCCCCUCUGACCAAUAGCCCCUCCUGCCACCGCCAGCACAUUCCGUCACCUCUGGAAACCACCCCCACCCCCCAACAUCAGACACAGCCCACGACCCUCGGAUACAUCGGGCAGCACCAUUUUGACCUGACGUGGAUCAACACAGUCUUGUUUCUCAGAUCACAUAACCAGCCCAGGAGUGACCCAUCCCCAGCUACCCGCAUCCCACUCACAUCCCUCCAGAACACACACACAUCCCUCCAUCCAAGUCCUCAUGUCAUCCACUGACCCACCAUCACCUCCUCACAACGUCAGCAAUAACUCUGUUCUCAAGGAUUCAAGGAUUGGAUUAUUUCGUUAGUUGGCUGUUGUUUUAAUGAAAAGUUGUUCUGUUGUGGUUCUAGGUGUUAAUGUUUUUGUUCGUUAAAAAAAAACAAAAAAACAAAAAAAAUAAGCAUUUCUGACAUGAGGCUUUUACAGUCUCCAGUCCCUCUCUGACCAGUAGAGGCAGAGGCAGAAAGUUUGAAGCCCCCCCUUUGUACAUUAAUGGCUCAUGUUACUGCUCUCACUUUCUUCUUUUCUUUUUUCUCUCUCCUCCUCUGCGUUUCUUGGGGGAAAAUUUGUACUUAAGUAAAUCAGACAGAAUCCCAACCAGUACAUCCUGUCUCUCCCCAUCAGGCAUCAAGCCACCCCUUAGCCCAGUUAUGCCCUGAGUUCUUCCCCUGGUACUGUCGUUGGCUUGGUCAGCAGGGGGAUUUAUAACGCUGUCAGUGCAGAGCGCUCCCAGACCUUUAAAGUGUUUUAUCUGCUCAGCUCAUGGUGUUUAGUUAACAGCCUUGAUGUAGUGAGAUACAAGAUCAUUUGUCUCAGUUUUCUUGUUCAAGCCCUGUGUUUACAGGUUUUGUCCCCCACGGAUUGCUCUGUCUUGACACAAUGGCUGAAAGACUCAUAUCAAACAGCACCUAGGCAUGAAUUUCUAUCUCAUGUCAGCAGCCACAGCUGCGUGCUGGGUCUGUACACAUGGUUCACACGUAGUAUCAAAUGCAGCAGUUUUUUCUUGCUGCAAAAAACGGAAUCAUGGCAGGGGCCUCACCAGCAGAGGGCACUGUCUAACCGCUCAGAGCUAAUCCCAAACAGACAGAUGGACAGUUACGAGUUAGCUUUAGUGAUGAUCACACACUGCCGACAUUCAGAACACAGGAUGGGUGACCAGGGAUCGACUACCGCCUUAUUCUUUAAGAUCUCACUGCACCCCACCACCUCCACCACUCUGCAAUCCCUCACCCACCCUCCACUCUUCUCCCAGUGUCAUCACCGACCCCACACAUCUGCUCAUCAACCAGUAUGCAUCCACCAAUUCCUUUAAGCGGGAGGGGACAGUCGAGAUUAGAUUCCCUGUUAGAGCAAGGGGACAGCGUUUCUUGCAUGCUGGCUUUACUGAUGACAGUGGCGUGCGCGCAUGUGUGUGCGUGUGUUUGCGUGCCUGCCGGUGGUUUUGUGUGAGUGUUUGUAUGUUCCCUCACCCUGCUAUGAUAACAAGCUGUUGUCUUUCCAAAGGAAAAGUCCCUAGGAGUAACUCUUUAACGCUGUUGCCCUGGUGUCAAGGGAACACCUUUCUAGUACCUCAGUAACAGAUAUUGAAUGUACCGUGCAUACCCUUUUAUUUUUUUGUACAGAUUUUCUAGAUACUUCUUUAUUGUUCUUCACCAGAAGGGUUGUGAAAUUGUAGCAGUAAUGAUACAAUAAAUAAAAAACAUUGCCCCGUGAAAUGAAUUGACAAACUCUUGUAGGUUCGCUAUAGGUCACUGAAUACUCAGGCUUCAAAACCAGUGUGUGUCUAUUUCCCUUUAGCUUUAUUUCCUCAUUGUGGAAAAUUCAGCACAACGCUUUCCCAUCAUUAGACUUCAGACUGUAGUUGCUGUGUUUCAACCUCCAACUUACUGGCAAAUGAAAAAUGAGGAAAAAGAAAAAAACAAAAGGCGGUCACCAUGGUCUGCUAGUUCUUAUUAGAACAGUAGUUGUAGAUGCUGUUUUGUUUUGUUUACCCCCUCUUUAUUGUCGAGCUGCUCUAUCUUUAGUGCAUGUGAGGUCAUUUUUUUUCGGGGGAAAUCCUAUUGGCUUAAAAAAUUGGUGUCAUCAUGCUGUUUCCCCUCUGCUCCCCGGCCUUCUCCCCCUUCAGAGUGUUCUCAACUCGAGUUGCCAUUUUUGUCGUGUCAGUUUCCAGUGAUGUACAGUUUUUCCCUCAGAGUCUGAGAGACAUGGAGCAUGUCCUUGUCCUGAGAUGCUAGGCUCCUCUGUCAUGUGAUGAGUAUAUAUUUUUAAAAAAAAGAUAACCCCCAUAGUUUGGAUUAUGAGCAUUAUAGUAAUCUUAAAUUUUGCUGUUGAUGAUGAUUAUAUAUAUAUUUUUUUCAGUUCAGCAGUGCACUGUUAUGAAAACCAUUCUGUUUUUAUUGUAGGAUUUUGUUUUUAUGAAUAUGCUGUCUGUGUUCUACAUGUUGUACUGAGACAUUUCAGAGAAAACAAGAGAUCCCUCUCCUGGUGAUUUAAAAAAAGAAUAUAUAUAUAUAAUUUGUCUUAUCCCAACUGUCCUUUCCAAGUGAUAUCCUCUGGGCCUUACUUAUUCUCUCCCUGUUAAAGUAGCUGUUAUAGAAAGUCGCCAUGGAACCACUCACUGCCUUAAUACAGUUGACCACAGCAGGGGAAGUCAGGAGACGCACCCAGUCACAAAGUACGGGCCACGAUCACGGCCACUCCGCAAAAAGCUCUUCAGACCCCGACAGGCCUAAAUCCGCAGCACCUUGCAUUUCUCUUUAGUAAUGAACCACAUUAAGCCUUGUUUUGACCAUUUUCGGAUCAUAACUCCAGUGUGAAUUCUUAAUGUGCAUUCAGGUUUAUUAUUAUCAUUUUUGUCUCUGAGCUUUUAAUAGUUAAGUCAGCCCGGUAGUGUACAUGCACAGGCUAAAAGAUAAGCACAGUGUGUAUGCUCACAAAGCCACAGCUGAUAUUUCACUCUUGGGUGUGAGAAUGCCCCUCCCUACUCACACACACACCACCACCUCUCUGUGGCACUUUAAGUGUCUUUCACAGUGCUGCCAUAGUGGGAGGGCAUCGCGGACACUGGUGUGGUCUUUCAAAGAAAAUAAAGAAAGGAAAAGGAAAAAAAAAAACAGAAAAUUCCGGUGAGAAUCGGUCACUAUUUCUCUCAGGGUUCAAAUGCACACAUAUCCUCCAGCAGUCGCCCUCUGUCUCGUGUCCCUCAUCCCAAGUUUUCUGCCCUCAGAAUGUAGAACAGCCUCCUGCGUUUUUUUCCCUUUUUUUUGGAUUUUUUGGAAACUCCUCACCCUCUCAAUCCCCCUUCGUGCACAGGUCUGAACUUCUUUUUCUGUUUUGCUUUCUUUUAGCACUGACAUCUAACCAUCUAACAAGGAAUGAAUGAAUGAAUGUUUGAAAGUGACUGUGUGUAAUGUUAAAAUUGGGAAAUGUAUUUUUACAACAUGUGAACAUUUUUUCCACUCACUCUCAUUGUGAUUUUUUUUUUUUUCUUUCACCAGACUGCAAAAAGAAAAAACAAACAAUGAAAAAAUGUCUCCUGUAACUAGGCUCUUAAGCUUUAUUUUUGUUUUGUUUACUUUUUUAUUAGAAACAAUCAUGUUUGUGAUGGUAACUUCCGAUGGUAAACUCCACACCGUAUUUUAAUAAAAUCUAAAAAAUUAAA